This is a messenger RNA of Mastomys coucha (southern multimammate mouse), 1599 nucleotides long. RefSeq names its product WD repeat domain 55 (gene Wdr55). NCBI's taxonomy places the organism in Eukaryota, Metazoa, Chordata, Mammalia, Rodentia, Muridae. Gene Ontology annotation, molecular function: protein binding. The transcript is spliced from 7 exons. The record is from RefSeq and is a predicted model, not a curated record. Bases 69 to 1226 code for a protein of 385 amino acids.
CUCCCGGAAGCAACUGCUUAGGCUACGCCCCUGUCUGUGUAGUUUGUUCCCCAGCGCGCGUGGAUCCUAUGGAUCCCAUGUGUGCGGAGAGUCCUGCAGAGGACUCGAACAAUGAAGAGGAAGACCUUGACUCCACGAAGGCAGCACCCCGGAUCCGUGAUGCCCCAGAAGACAUCGUGCUGGAAGCCCCAGCCAGUGGCCUGGCGUUCCAUCCUUCCCGAGAUCUGGUGGCAGCAGGGGACGUGGACGGGGACGUGUUCGUCUUUGCCUACUCUUGUCAGGAGGGAGAAACCAAGGAACUCUGGUCCUCAGGACACCACCUCAAGUCCUGCCGAGCUGUCGUCUUCUCGGAGGACGGGCAGAAACUUGUGACUGUCUCUAAGGACAAGGCAAUCCAUGUAUUAGAUGUCGAACGGGGACAAUUGGAAAGACGAAUUUCCAAGGCUCACAGUGCCCCCAUUAACAGUCUGCUGCUUGUGGAUGAAAAUGUUCUGGUUACUGGGGACGACACAGGUGGUAUCCGGCUAUGGGACCAGCGUAAAGAAGGCCCUUUGAUGGAUAUGCGGCAGCAUGAGGAGUACAUUGCUGACAUGGCUCUAGACCCAGCCAAAAAGCUGCUGCUGACAGCCAGCGGAGAUGGCUGCCUUGGUGUCUUCAACAUCAAGAGACGCCGCUUUGAGUUACUCUCAGAGCCUCAGUCAGGAGAUCUAACCUCUGUCGCCCUCAUGAAAUUCGGGAAGAAGGUGGCCUGUGGAUCUAGUGAGGGGACCAUCUAUCUCUUCAAUUGGAAUGGUUUUGGAGCUACAAGUGACCGCUUUGCCCUGAGAGCAGAGUCCAUUGACUGCAUGGUUCCAGUCACUGAGAAUCUGCUGUGUACCGGCUCCACAGAUGGAAUCAUCAGGGCUGUGAACAUCCUGCCAAACCGAGUGGUAGGCACCGUGGGCCAGCAUGCUGGGGAGCCUGUGGAGGUGCUAGCCCUGUCCCAUUGUGGCCACUUUCUGGCCAGUAGUGGCCACGACCAGCGCCUCAAGUUUUGGGACAUGACUCAGCUUCGAACUGUGGUUGUGGAUGACUAUCGGCGACGCAAGAAAAAGGGAGGGCCGCUUCGUGCCCUGAGCAGUAAAGCUUGGAGCACGGACGACUUCUUUGCAGGGCUGAGAGAAGAUGAAGAGGAUGCCAAGGCUCCAGAGGAGGUGGUGAGGGAGAGCGAUGACGACAGUGACUGAGGGACAAGGAGCUGUUUUCUGGGACAGAUUUCCCAAAGAAAUAUGUUGAUGCUGUAGAUUGAACCUACUACAUUGAACAUGAUAAGCUUAGCUCUACCAUUGAGUUUCUAUAUUCUGCUGUGUCAUGUAAGAAAUGACAUGAACUCAGGGCCCCAAAGUGGGAAAGUAUUUUCUCCUUCUAUCAUUGUAAAACAAACUCUAUGGCCACUACAGCAAGAUAGCAGACACAUGUAUAUACCAACCAGGGUUUUAAUAUAAAUAAAACCAGUAUAGAAAAACAAACCAUAUAAGCCCAAACCAGGGACAAGUGGUGGGAGGAAGGGCUCUUUACUUCAGCCAGUUCUCCAAAUAAAAACAAAAGAUUCAUAGUAAA